AUUCCUAGCUCCUUUGGUCUUCAGAUUCUGGCACGAGAUGAAAGCCUCUGGUCUUCCCAUCUGCCUUCUCUCUGCUGCAUUUUAUCUCUUCUGGACACCUUCUGCUGGGCUGAAGACACUCCAUUUGGGAAGCUGUGUGAUCACCACAAACCUUCAGGAAAUGCGAAGUGGAUUUUCUGAGAUACGAGACAGUGUGCAAGCCAAAGAUGAAAUCAUUGAUAUCAGAAUCUUGAGGAAGACUGAGUCUUUGCAAGACACAAAGCCUGCAGAUCAGUGCUGCCUACUGCGCCAUAUACUGAGACUCUACCUGGACAAGGUAUUCAAAAACUAUCAGACUCCUGACCACCAUAUCCUCCGGAAGACCAGCAGUCUUGCCAACUCUUUUCUUACCAUCAAGAAGGACCUCUGGCUCUGUCAUGCCCAGAUGACAUGCCCUUGUGGAGAGGAAGCAAUGGAGAAAUACAGCCAGAUUCUGAGUCACUUCGAAGAGCUUACGCCUCAGGCAGCAGUGGUGAAGGCUUUGGGAGAGCUCAACAUUCUCCUGCAAUGGAUGGAGGAGAUGAAAUAGAAGGAGAGUGAU
Leptonychotes weddellii (Weddell seal) is the source of this 580-nucleotide messenger RNA. It is a transcript of the gene IL20, whose product is annotated as interleukin 20. Lineage: Eukaryota; Metazoa; Chordata; Mammalia; Carnivora; Phocidae. The record is from RefSeq and is a predicted model, not a curated record.